UAGGCGGCUAGACAAAUUACCCACAGUUCACCGCGCGUGGCGGUCUCUUCGUUUCAGAGCAACCGCAAACAAAAUGGCACAGAGCUACAAAAGGUCCACGCUGGGAGGUGGUCAGAGGAAGAAGCUGGGUCCCAAACCUGAGCUGACGGAGGAACAGAAACAGGAGAUCAGGGAGGCCUUCGACCUGUUUGAUGCAGACGGAUCCGGGACCAUUGAUGUCAAGGAACUUAAGGUUGCCAUGAGAGCACUUGGAUUUGAGCCAAAGAAGGAGGAAAUAAAGAAGAUGAUUUCAGACAUCGAUAAGGAUGGCUCAGGUACCAUUGACUUCAAUGACUUCCUCACAAUGAUGACCCAGAAAAUGAGUGAAAAAGACUCGAAGGAGGAGAUCCUGAAAGCCUUCCGUCUCUUUGACGAUGACGAGACGGGCAAAAUCUCCUUCAAGAACCUGAAGAGAGUGGCCAAGGAGCUAGGAGAGAACCUAACGGAUGAAGAGCUUCAGGAAAUGAUUGACGAAGCAGACAGGGAUGGUGAUGGGGAAAUCAACGAGGAGGAAUUCUUACGCAUCAUGAAGAAAACAAGCCUGUACUAGCCAACAUGAACUUCAGAUGUAAUUCCAAAAACCAACAAUGAACUUCCCUUCCUUUACUGAUUUUGCUGUUACGGCAUCUUAAGUCCAUGAAUAGAGUUGAGUACACAAACACUUAAGGAAGUUAGCAGUUUUUCUGUGGGUGAUGUUUACUAAAAGUUAUGAAUCAGAUUCUGAAUUAAUUUGUUAGUUUUGAGUUGUAUAUGAGAAUAGCUGUUUGAGAGCUAGAUCUGCUUAAAUGUGUACAUGAACUCCUUUUUUUUUUUCAAUUUUUUUAGGUAGUGCUGGCUGACAAAUAUAUAUAUAUGUGUAUAUGCUGGUUUGCUAUCAUGGUGAAAUAUAAAACUUUUGUAAAUUGCGAAAUAGUUGAAAAAUGUGCCAUUGGUCACCAUUGCAGGAAUAGAGCUGUGU
This is a messenger RNA of Branchiostoma belcheri (Belcher's lancelet), 997 nucleotides long. Its product is annotated as caltractin. The transcript is spliced from 6 exons. The record is from RefSeq and is a predicted model, not a curated record. Gene Ontology annotation, molecular function: calcium ion binding. The coding region runs from base 74 to 589 and encodes 171 amino acids. Gene Ontology annotation, biological process: centriole replication; mitotic cell cycle. NCBI's taxonomy places the organism in Eukaryota, Metazoa, Chordata, Leptocardii, Amphioxiformes, Branchiostomatidae. Gene Ontology annotation, cellular component: centrosome; centriole.